AUGAUCAGCAUUACCAAAAUCAUCGUCGUUGCCGUUGCGGCCUUUGGCUCAGUACAGGCGCUCCCUCAAGGCAUAGCGCCUUCCUCGACUAUCUCCCCACCAGCUGCUCCAGCACCCACAGACAAGCAGACCUACCUAUUCCGUGACCUCUUCACGGCUCCAACCGCCAUCAAGCGAUUCCAGCGCCUCCUGACUCAGGACGAAAAACUCCUCACUGGCGAAGACCUCAAGAAGCUUACUGUCUUCUCUUUCAAUAACGGCACCAACUCAACAGGCGGCGUGACCAAAGCUGCCAAUAUCGACAGCUUCCCCAUCCUCACAGGACUAGGCAUCAGCACGACUCUUGGCUUCCUCGCUCCCUGCGGCAUCAACACACCCCACGUGCACCCCCGCGCCACAGAGUUCCUCACCCUCGUCGAAGGUUCCAACCUCAAGUUCGGCUACGUGCUCGAGAACAACCUUGUCAAAGCCGGUCAGAACCCCGAGAUUGCCGGGGCACUGAACAAGUUUGAGGGUACGGUCUUCCCGCAGGGAUCGAUUCACUUCCAGUUCAACGACAACUGCGAGGCAGCUACGUUUGUGGCAGCCCUCAACAGCGAGGAUCCUGGUACUAGCCAGGUUGCGCAGAACUUCUUCGCUCUGAACUCCGGUGUGGUUAAUGCUACGCUUGGGUUCCCCAAGACGAUUGAUGGGAAGAACAUCGAGGAGUUCAGGAACGCCAUUCCCGCCAACCUAGCGCUGGAUGUGAAAGUUUGCAUGGCUAGAUGUAAGAAGGAGUGA
Molecule: messenger RNA, 780 nt
Organism: Ascochyta rabiei
Lineage: Eukaryota; Fungi; Ascomycota; Dothideomycetes; Pleosporales; Didymellaceae
Exons: 1
Coding region: 1-780 (259 amino acids)
Cellular component (GO): cell wall
Molecular function (GO): manganese ion binding
Source: RefSeq, a predicted model, not a curated record